GGAGGCAGAGGGAGGCGGACGGAGGCGGAGGAGGCUGGGCCGGAGUAGGACUUUUCUCGAACAGGGGGGUUUCUUAGGCUGCCAGGAGCGCUAGUUAACUAACAUCAAGAUUGUGGUAUUAUCUGUGAAUCCUCAAAAUGGAUCAGUCAGCAUCUUUCCACCAGCUGUUUUCAAAUUUGAUAUCAGAGUUAAAGGCUUCUGAAAAAGUUUUGGAGGUCAGCAGUAAUUUUGGCCCACAGAAGAGCCUCCAAAGUAUGUUCUCCUAUCUGUGGGAUCUGGAAGUGGCUCAGCAGUGCCUCAGUCCCACACUCCUUAUUGCAGGGAAGUCUGAUGCAGAGUCUGAUAGGCUUCGUGCAGAGGGUAAUAAAUGCUACCAGAAAAAAGUGCUUGAUAAAGCUCUAAAACUUUAUAAUUUGAGCAUAAUGUCAGCUACACAUCCUGCAUUGCCUGUUGCAGAAUGCCAUGAAGGACAGUCAAAUGAUUGCUGUGUAAAUGAUAGUGAAAAGUCUGGCAAAGAAUCUAAUCAAAGUGAUCUGGAGGAAUAUAGAUCUUUAUCUCUUGGAUAUGCUAAUCGCUCAGCUGUUUUACUUGAACUAGAGCAAUAUGAUAAAUGUGUAUGUGAUAUUGAUGCUGCCCUGAGAUAUGGAUAUCCAAAAUUAUUGCAUAGUAAGUUAGCAGAAAGGAAAGCUAAGUGCUUUAUUGCACAAAAGAGAGCAUCAGAGGCUAAAGAGGUCCUGGAAAGUGCACUGAAGGACCUUGCUGAAUUAUCUUUGGAUGAAUCAAAAAGUAAAAAUUCUAGAGAAGCAUUACAGCACUUAGUAGAACAGUGUGAGUCAAAUGAAAGUGACACACAAAGUGGAGCAGAAACUUUUGAAAAUGAUCAUCAAAUAGAUUUAUCUACAGCAUCCAAAGAGAAGUUAUUAUCUUCCUACCAAACACCAACAGCUCCCAAGCUUGUAGAUUCCAAUCCAACUCUACCAGCACUAAGUGCUUCAGUCAGGCUGGCUUACACACCUUCCCAAGGACGUUAUCUGGUAGCAGAGAGAGACAUUCAUCCAGGUGAUGUUCUUGUUGCUGAGGCAGGCUACUGUAGUAUUCUACACCUGGACUCCUCACUACGUACACAUUGCUCUAAUUGCUUGUCUAGAUGCCUUACACCUGUCCCUUGUCCAUCAUGUACAAGAGUAGUUUUCUGCAGCAGCUCUUGUUGCAUCCAAGGACUCGCAUCUUUCCAUCGGCAGGAAUGUAAUAUUCUUCCAACUUUAGCUCACUUAGACAUGGGUAAGAAUUCUGUGUUGGCAUACAGAAUUUUAACACAGACCACACACAAGAAACUGAAAGCUCUGAUGCCAGAGCUUCUGGAGGAAUCAAAAGAUAAGGCUCCAGAGUCUCUGGGCUUUAAUAUUCAAGGGAUAUACAGCUCCUCUGACUACAAGACAAUAUACCACCUUGUCCACAAUAAGGAGCAGCGCUCAGUGAGUGACCUGUUCAAACGAUGUGCAAUGGCUCUGACCCUGACAAAGCUCAUGAUAGAAAGUAAGAACCACUUUGUAGAUGAAGAUGGAAAGCCUAUAAUGCCCACCCAGGAGGAUAUUCUUCUGACAGGAUGUACUCUCUUCAUCCACAUGAUGAAUCUGCCUUGCAAUGCCCACUCUGUCACCGAACUUGAGGUAAAUGUGAGCAGGUUCCAGGAAAGUACAACACAGGAAAUUGGGUCGGGAGCCUUUGGUGUGCUGAGUUUGACAAAUCAUUCAUGCAAUCCUGCAGCUGCACGUUCCAGUUAUGGAAAUGUGGUAGUGCUUAGGGCAAUAAGAUUCAUUCCGCAAGGAGCAGAAGUGACAGACAGUUAUGGUGAACACUAUGGCAUAAGACCUUGUGAGGCAAGAAGAGCAGAAUUGUUGCAACAGUACUGUUUUACCUGUACAUGUGAAGCUUGUGUAAAUAGUUGGCCAACCUACCCAUCUCUGUCACCAAGUCUCACUCUACGGUGCCUAAAAUGCUCAGUGCCUCUAAGUCUCAGCAAGGGUGUAUGCAAAAGGUGCAAUACCAAGUAUUCCAACAAAGAAAGCAGUGAUAGUAAUGGGAAUAUGUUAAUGUAUGAUUAUAAGGAGAUUGAUGAGCAGACCAAAAUUGCUGCUGAUGAGUGUCAGAAAGCAUAUGAUAGCAUUAUUGAAGGGCUCAAUUCCGAAGAAAAUAUGACAACUCUGAUUCACUUUAUAAAGCAUGUUGACAAGUAUGUUCAACAUCCAUGUAAGUUAUACUUUGAAGCGCAAGAAACACUAAAGCACUGUUUUGACAGACAAGGCAACUGUGUUUACAGAAAGGAGGAGAGUGAUGGGACAGACAUAUUUAAGAAUAAAAGGAAAUAAAGAGCCUGAUACAAGUUACAUGAUAUCUAGGGCCUCAAAAUUUAGGGGAUCAGCUGGUGUGAGUUGUGGAAAAAAAAGGUGCUUAUUUGAAUUUUUAGGUUGUUUUGAUUUGGUGCUACUAAGCAAGUUGUUUUUGAUGAUGGAGAUAUUCAUCAUACAUAUCUAUAAUUUAUUGUUCAGCAAAUUUCUUAUGUAGCCACUACAGUGUUUUCAGCACUGAAUUCUUUGUGGAAAUUUAUUUAUUCUGAAAAAAAUCUACAUCUGUAAUAUAAACUAAACACAAGUUGUAUAACAGCAGUUGUUCACAAUUGGUUAAGUACCAGAAAAGAAUAUUAAUGUCUAUGUGAUUUCUUAUUAGCACUUUACCAUAUUGUAUUUGAUGCAUAGGAGACGGGAGCCUACAUUUCUUUAGUAAAUAAAAACUGUUAGAUAAUUAUGUGUUGAAAUGUAGCACUGAAGUAAAUAGACAGAUGCAUAGAAAUAUCAGAAAAAAAUUA
Molecule: messenger RNA, 2866 nt
Organism: Penaeus chinensis
Lineage: Eukaryota; Metazoa; Arthropoda; Malacostraca; Decapoda; Penaeidae
Product: SET and MYND domain-containing protein 4-like
Exons: 5
Coding region: 138-2369 (743 amino acids)
Molecular function (GO): protein binding
Source: RefSeq, a predicted model, not a curated record